GUUGACAACACUUUGCUUUCAAUUGUUUUGACAUUCAUUUGAUUCAAUCGUUUUUGAGAUAUAUUUCACUAAUUAUUGAUCCAUUGAUUCAUUAAAUAUUCAUUUGCUUUGAGUUUAAUUUAAAUGAGAUUCAAUUAUACCAUUAAAAGGCAUGUCUUUGUUAUCAGUGAUCAGUGAAGGCGAGAGAAGGUAUAUCUGCGGCGGUAUUGAUGUCGGGAUGCGAUCUGACGGUCGUUCUUGUGAUGACUAUCAGAUGAUAUCCAUCGAGAGGGACGUCACCCACAACUGUGACGGAUCCGCACAUAUCAGGUGCGGACACAACGAUGUGUUGGUUGGCAUCAAACUGGAGAUCGAAUCUGUGGUACAAUUGGAAGACUGGAACCAAUGUGGAAGAAUCGACUUCUCCGCCGACAUCACUGCCAACGCGUCGCCAAUGUUUGAGGGAAGACAUGGAGAAGACAUCACUAAUGUUUUGGUCACUCUUUUCUCGGAAUCCAUUCCUCAAUGUCUUGAUUUGCAAUCACUAGUAGUGGUUCCCAACAAGUAUUUUUGGGUCAUUCACAUCGAUAUCGUGGUUCUUGAGUGCGGAUCACUUCCCUCUUUGAUUGAUUCCGCGGCCAUUGCCGUCAAAUCAGCUCUUUUUGACACAAAAAUCCCUUCAGUGAGUGCAGUUGCGGGCGAUUCUGAAGACUUUGUGGUGUCGGACGACAUGUUUGAGUCAACCCGACUGGAUGUGAGUCGAGUGCCACUCUUCGUCACUCUGACGCGAAUCAGCACCAGAUAUGUGGUGGACGUCACUCCCGAGGAAGACGAGGCCAGUAUUGCCAGCAUUUCAUUCGCCAUCAACUCGAGUGAAGGCAUUGUUUAUAUGAAGAAAAUAAAGUCCGGAAGUUUACACCCGGAGCCCAUCCAACACACUCAUGAGAAAGUGCAAAAAGUGGGCCAAACUCUCAAUGAAGUCCUUAUGAUGAAGUUGUCGUCCGAUUCGCAAAACAAAGGAAAAAUUAGUUUCUCUUUAAAUUAACGCAAAAUAAAAUUCAUUUAAAUAAAAUGAAAAUAAAAUUCAAAUGAAUUACAAAAC
Oppiella nova is the source of this 1081-nucleotide messenger RNA. NCBI's taxonomy places the organism in Eukaryota, Metazoa, Arthropoda, Arachnida, Sarcoptiformes, Oppiidae. The record is from the annotation of a GenBank genome assembly.